This is a messenger RNA of Suillus bovinus, 402 nucleotides long. RefSeq lists its product as uncharacterized. The record is from RefSeq and is a predicted model, not a curated record. The annotation marks the transcript as partial. Gene Ontology annotation, molecular function: nucleic acid binding. Lineage: Eukaryota; Fungi; Basidiomycota; Agaricomycetes; Boletales; Suillaceae. The transcript has a single exon.
UUGGGUCUCUGGUUUCCUGAUGAGAAUUUUGCUUGUCAAUGCCAUCUACCAUCUAAUCAGCCUUGCGACACUAUCUUUUUCACAGAAGCAUUAGCUGUAUGCUCUGCUAUCCAUUCGGUAGUGAACAUGGACGAACCACCCGCCAAAAUGCUCAUUUACACCGAUAACUCCAAUACAGUGACUAUGUUUGAUUCAUUACGUGCUAAACCUGCUCACAACUCUUUGCUACUCUCAGCAGUGGAUGUUCUGCUCAAGUAUGGAGUUGACCUGCAGGUAGAACACAUUCCAGGGCAACAGAAUAUCAUAGCAGAUGCCCUUUCGCAUUUUCAUAACGAGCUUGUCAAAGAUCUCAUACCCACAGCUCAAAUCUUUGACUUCGAACCCCCUCAGGAUGCGUUGGGG